AAAUUAUUCAUAUAUGUCUAAAAAACGACUGCACAGUAAAUAGUCUAAAAUACAUUUGACCUUAGUAGCAAUGAGAAUGCAUAUAUAGUACUUUAAAGAAAAAAACAACCGGAAAUAACAUUGUUGUACGUCAAACUUGCUGGUUCCGGCUACGACGGUUCAUGUACUGUGGUGGCCGUACAUGUGGGGAGUCUGGCAACGACUGGCUAAACACACGGACCGUAAAACAAAUCAAAUAGACUCUACGUUUGGUUUGUCGGAUUCAUUCAAACAUCCGCUGUUUUUGCUUAACAUCCGCCGAGGGUGACUCUCGGUGUUCGACUUUUUUAAACUUCCAAUCCGAUCUCCAUCUCGGUCGCGUCGGCGUGACUUUCACGUGGAGAGCCGCUGGAUCGUCCCAUCAACCAGAAGUCAACAUCAUCCAACCAGUCGGUACCGACAGUUCCAAAGAUCAUGUCCGAUGAGAAGAUGACCACCACGGCGACCCUGAUUUUGGAGGACGGGACGAGGUUCGAGGGCCGCCUUUUUGGCGCUAAAGUGUCUGUGUGUGGUGAAGUUGUGUUCCAGACGGGCAUGGUGGGCUACCCUGAGGCGCUGACCGACCCGUCCUACCACUGCCAGCUGCUAACACUCACCUAUCCUCUGGUGGGCAACUACGGCGUACCACAGGAUGAGCAAGGCGUGUUUGGACUGAGCAAAUGGUUUGAGUCGUCAAAGAUCCAUGCCGCCGCUCUGGUCAUCGGAGAGCUGUCGGAGAGUCCAAGUCACUGGAGCUCAUCCAAGUCGCUGGACCAGUGGCUCAAAGAGCAGGGAGUUCCGGGGAUACAAGGCAUCGACACUCGGUGCCUGACCAAAAAGAUCCGCGAGAAAGGGACAAUGUUGGCUAAGCUGGUAUUGGACGAAAACCCAGAGGAGAGCAUUCCCUUGGAUAAUGUCCUCCAGAGAAACCUGGUCCAGGAGGUGUCCAUGAAGGAGACCUGUGUCUUCAACCCCACCGGUGCUCUACGGAUCACCGCGGUGGACUGCGGCAUCAAAUACAACCAGAUUCGCUGCCUGGCGGAGCGAGGGGCCCGCGUCACUGUUGUACCCUGGGACCACCCUUUGGACAGCACAGACUUUGAUGGUUUAUUCAUCAGCAACGGUCCCGGAGAUCCGCAGCUAUGCCAGGCCACCAUCAACAACGUGAGGAAGGUGGUGUGCGUGGAUCACCCCAAGCCAGUUUUUGGUAUCUGCCUCGGACACCAGCUGCUUUCCUUGGUCAUCGGCGCAAACACCUACAAGAUGAAGUAUGGUAACCGUGGGCACAACCAGCCUUGCAUCCAUAAGGGCACGGACCGCUGCUUCAUCACCAGUCAAAACCACGGUUUUGCUGUUGACCCCGACACUCUGCCGAGUGACUGGGAUGUCCUCUUUACUAACGCGAACGACCACACCAAUGAGGGCAUUGUGCACAACACACAACCCCUCUUCAGUGUUCAGUUCCAUCCCGAGCACAUGGCUGGCCCCACCGAUCUGGUUGGCCUGUUUGAUGUGUUCCUCAGCACCGUACAAGGCCAUAAAGAUGGCGAUGUUGGCAAAUCUGGUAACAUGACAUCCUCAUCAGGAGCAUCAUCUAGUAUCAAGUGUUUUUGUGACAUGUGGUUCUCCCUUUUGGUUCCUCCAGUAAAGCAGCGUCUUAUGAACUAUAUCACUUACUUGGGUUCCUUGAAGCCUGAAAAGAUGUCCCGACCAAAGAAGGUCCUUAUCCUUGGCUCUGGAGGACUGUCCAUUGGCCAGGCUGGCGAGUUUGAUUACUCAGGCUCUCAGGCAAUUAAAGCUUUGAAGGAGGAGAAGAUCCAGACACUGCUGAUCAACCCUAACAUCGCCACCGUGCAGACCUCCAAAGGUCUUGCGGACAAGGUUUACUUCCUGCCCAUCACGGCAGAGUAUGUCACUCAGGUAAUCAAAAACGAGCGUCCCGACGGCAUUCUCCUGACCUUCGGUGGGCAGACGGCAUUGAACUGCGGCGUGGAGCUGACAAGACUGGGCGUGCUUGAGAAGUAUAACGUGAAAGUGCUAGGAACACCAGUGGUCUCCAUUGAGAUGACAGAGGACAGGAAGAUCUUUGUGGAAAAGAUGGAGGAGAUCAACGAGCAUGUGGCACCUAGCGAAGCGGCUCUAUCUGUAGAGCAGGCACUGGCAGCUGCAAAGCGUCUGGGCUACCCGGUCCUGGUGCGCUCGGCCUUCGCACUCGGCGGCCUGGGCUCCGGGUUUGCCAACAACCGCGAGGAGCUGACCUCUCUGGUGACGUCAGCCUUUGCCCACACCUCGCAGGUGCUGGUGGACAAGUCGCUGAAGGGCUGGAAAGAGAUCGAGUACGAGGUGGUGCGGGACGCCUACGACAACUGUGUUACCGUGUGCAACAUGGAGAACAUUGACCCCCUGGGCAUCCACACUGGAGAGUCUAUCGUCGUGGCACCCAGUCAGACGCUUAACGACCACGAGUACAACAUGCUGAGAAACACAGCCAUCAAGGUUAUCCGCCACCUUGGCAUAGUGGGAGAGUGUAACAUCCAGUAUGCUCUCAACCCCGAAUCAGACCAGUAUUACAUCAUCGAGGUGAACGCCCGCCUUUCACGGAGCUCCGCCCUGGCCAGUAAGGCGACAGGUUAUCCUCUAGCCUACGUGGCGGCUAAACUUGGGCUGGGAAUCCCUCUGCCGCAACUCAAGAAUUCUGUGACUAACUCAACCACAGCUAACUUUGAGCCCAGUCUGGACUACUGCGUGGUGAAGGUGCCUCGCUGGGAUCUGAGCAAAUUCCUGCGGGUUUCCACCAAGAUCGGAAGCUCCAUGAAGAGCAUUGGUGAGGUGAUGGCUAUCGGCCGCAACUUCGAGGAGGCGUUCCAGAAGGCUCUGAGGAUGGUGGAUGAGAACUGUGUCGGAUUUGACCACACCAUCAAGCCAGUGUCUGACCAGGAGCUGCAGAUGCCGACGGACAAGCGGAUCUUUGUUCUGGCCGCUGCCUUCAGAGCCGGCUACACGGUGGACCAGCUGUACCAGCUGACCAAAAUCGACCGCUGGUUCCUGCACAAGAUGAAGAACAUCGCCGACCAUGAGCGGAUACUGGAGAUGUACAACCAGGAUGAGAGCGCCAUGCCGCCAGAGGUGAUGCGGAAGGCCAAGCAGCUGGGCUUUUCAGACAAGCAGAUUGCUCUUGCCGUACAGAGCACCGAGCUGGCAGUGAGAAAACUGCGUCACGAUUGGUCCAUCCUGCCAGUAGUCAAGCAGAUUGACACUGUGGCCGCCGAGUGGCCGGCCUUUACCAACUACCUGUACCUGACCUACAACGGCACUGAGAACGACCUCGACUUUGAAGAUCAGCAUGUCAUGGUGAUUGGCUCGGGCGUGUACCGCAUCGGCAGCAGCGUGGAAUUCGACUGGUGCGCCGUGGGCUGCAUCACGGAGCUCAGAAAGAUGGGCUACAAGACCAUUAUGGUGAACUACAACCCUGAGACCGUCAGCACGGACUACGACAUGUGUGACCGCCUCUACUUUGACGAGAUCUCCUUCGAGGUGGUGAUGGAUAUUUAUGAGAAGGAGAACCCCGAAGGCAUCAUCCUGUCCAUGGGAGGCCAGCUGCCCAACAACAUCGCCAUGUCGUUGCACCGCCAGCAGUGCCGCAUCCUGGGAACAUCGCCUGAGUUUAUUGACUGUGCCGAGAACAGGUUCAAGUUCUCCAGAAUGCUAGACACCAUCGGCAUCAGCCAGCCUCAGUGGAAGGAAUUGUCUGACACCAAGUCGGCUGUGGGGUUUUGUGAGACAGUGGGUUACCCCUGCUUGGUUCGUCCAUCCUACGUGCUGAGCGGCGCCGCCAUGAACGUGGCAUACAGCGACAGUGACCUGGAGAAGUACUUGAGCAGCGCUGUGGCCGUGUCCAAGGAGCACCCUGUUGUCAUCUCCAAGUUCAUACAGGAAGCUAAGGAGAUAGACGUGGAUGCUGUAGCGUGUGACGGCGUUGUGAUGGCCAUCGCUGUGUCUGAACACGUGGAGAAUGCCGGUGUACACUCUGGCGACGCAACGCUAGUGACUCCUCCUCAAGACCUCAAUCAGAAGACCAUGGAGACGAUCAAGAUAAUCGUCCACGCCAUUGGUCAGGAGCUGCAAGUCACGGGACCCUUCAACCUGCAGCUUAUUGCAAAGGACGACCAGCUGAAGGUGAUCGAGUGUAACGUCCGCGUUUCCCGCUCCUUCCCUUUUGUAUCCAAGACAUUAGGCGUGGACCUUGUUGCCCUGGCGACGGCAGUCAUCAUGGGCGAUGAGGUGGAGCCUGUGGGUCUCAUAAGAGGAAAGGGGAUUGUGGGCGUCAAGGUUGCUCAGUUUUCCUUCUCGCGCCUGGCGGGGGCCGACGUGGUGCUCAGUGUGGAGAUGACCAGCACUGGCGAAGUGGCCUGCUUUGGUGAAAAUCGUUACGAGGCUUACCUCAAAGCCAUGCUUUCCACUGGCUUCAAGAUUCCCAAGAAGAACAUUCUGCUCUCCAUCGGUAGCUAUAAGAACAAGAGCGAGCUGCUUCCCACCGUUCAGACUCUGGAGUCGCUUGGUUACGACCUAUACGCUAGUCUAGGCACCGCCGAUUUCUACACGGAACAUGGAGUCAAGGUGACAGCUGUGGACUGGCUUUUUGAGGAGGAGGAGAGCAAUUGUCCCCCCAAGGAGAAACAGCGCAGCAUAAUGAAUUAUCUGGAGGAGAACCACUUUGACCUGGUGAUCAACCUCUCCAUGAGGAACGGCGGAGGUCGCAGACUAUCGUCCUUCAUCACCAAAGGCUACAGGACGAGGCGCAUGGCCAUCGACUACGCGGUGCCGCUCAUCAUAGACAUUAAGUGCACCAAACUCUUUGUUCAGGCUCUUCAUCAAAUUGGUAGAAGUCCACCGGUGAAGACUCACAUUGACAGCAUGACGUCCCAGACGCUGGUCCGUCUGCCUGGUCUCAUUGACGUCCACGUCCAUUUGCGUGAACCAGGUGCCACCCACAAGGAGGACUUUUCCUCUGGUACAGCUGCGGCCCUGGCAGGGGGCGUGACCAUGGUGUGCGCCAUGCCCAACACCUCCCCCGCUGUCACAGAUGCCACCACUCUGGCCCUCGUGCAAAAGCUAGCUAAAGCCGGCUGCCGCUGUGACUAUGCGCUGUACUUGGGUGCUGCCUCGGACAACGCGUCCACCCUACCAUCAAUCGCCAGCCAGGCCGUUGGCCUGAAGAUGUACCUAAAUGACACCUACUCAACACUCAAGAUGGACAACGUCUCCCUGUGGAUGGAGCACUUUGAGAAGUGGCCCAAGCAUCUCCCCAUCGUGGCGCACGCUGAGAAUCAGACAGUGGCCGCCAUCCUGAUGGUUGCACAGCUCUACCAGCGGCCGGUUCACAUCUGCCACGUGGCCAAGAAGGAGGAGAUCACUAUCAUUCGGGCCGCCAAACAGAAGGGCAUCCAGGUGACAUGUGAGGUGGCGCCCCAUCACCUCUUUUUGUGUGAGGACAAUAUAAUAGAAAUUGGCAAAGGGCGUGCUCAGGUGCGACCCAUGCUGGGCACCCGGGAGGACAUGGAGGCGCUGUGGGAGAACCUGGACAUCAUUGACUGCUUCGCCACAGAUCACGCUCCUCACUCUGUGGAGGAGAAGACCAGUGACAAUUCGCCUCCAGGUUAUCCUGGCCUGGAAACCAUGCUGCCGCUGCUGCUGACCGCUGUCAGUGAUGGACGACUGACUUUGGACGACAUCGUGCGGCGUCUUUACGAUAACCCGCGUAGGAUCUUCAACCUCCCUGUGCAAGACAACACCUAUGUGGAGGUGGACCUGGAGCAGGAGUGGGUUAUUCCACAGACCAUGCAGUUCACAAAGUCCAAGUGGACGCCUUUCAGCGGCAUGAAGGUGAAGGGCAAAGUUCGGCGUGUGGUCUUACGAGGAGAGGUGGCCUACAUCGAUGGAGAGGUCUUGGUGCCGCCAGGUUACGGUGAAGAUGUGAAGACCUGGCCGACGUCUUUCAACCUUUCUCCUGAAAGCCCCAUUACACCUGAGCAUCCUCGCCCGACUCCUCCCCGCGAUGGUAUGGUGCGAACCCGAGCCCCCAGUCCUCGUCGCUCAGCAGGAGAGGGUCGUUACAUGCAGCCCCCUCGCACCCACCGCUCCUCUGACCCAGGGCUUCCGCCAGAGAUGGUCAUGCUGCCGCCCACGGGGGCUGCUGAUGGCUACAGCCACCCCCCUCCCCUGUUCAGGCUGCUGUCCCCUCAAGCCGGGCCAGGACAGAUCCCUGCUGGCCAGCUGUCCCACUACCAGAUGUCUCCUCUGCUGCACCCUUUAGUAGGCCAGCAUAUCCUGUCCGUCAGACAGUUCAGCAAAGAGCAGAUGUCUCACCUCUUCAACAUUGCACACACACUACGCAUGAUGGUUCAAAAAGAACGCAGCCUUGACAUACUGAAGGGUAAAGUGAUGGCGUCCAUGUUCUACGAGGUCAGUACCCGCACCAGCAGCUCCUUUGCGGCGGCCAUGCAGCGCCUGGGCGGCUCCGUCGUCCACUUCUCUGAGUCCACCUCGUCCUCAAAGAAGGGAGAAUCUUUGACCGAUUCAGUCCAAACCAUGAGCUGCUACGCCGACGUGCUGGUGGUCCGCCACCCGAUGCCUGGCGCUGUGGAGAGCGCAUCACGCCAUUGUCGUAAACCGGUGAUCAACGCUGGGGACGGUGUGGGCGAGCACCCCACCCAGGCUCUUCUGGAUGUAUUUACCAUCCGAGAGGAGUUGGGAACGGUCAACGGCAUGACGAUAACCAUGGUUGGCGACCUGAAACACGGCCGCACCGUUCAUUCGCUGGCCAAGCUGCUCACUCAGUACCGUAUCACGCUGCGCUACGUGGCCCCCAGGAACCUGCACAUGCCCGCUGACAUCAUAAACUAUGUGGCCUCUAAGGGCAUCAAACAGGAGGAGUUUGAGAGUAUCGAGGAAGCGCUGCCUGAUACCGACGUCAUCUACAUGACCAGGAUCCAGAAGGAGAGGUUUUCAUCUGAAGAGGAGUACAAGGCCUGCUUCGGCCAGUUCAUCCUAACCCCUCACAUCAUGACUGGAGCCAAGAAGAAGAUGGUCGUCAUGCACCCGCUACCCCGAGUAAAUGAAAUCAGUGCCGAGGUGGACACGGACCCGAGGGCGGCCUAUUUUCGCCAGGCAGAGAACGGCAUGUACAUCCGAAUGGCUCUGCUGGCCACCAUACUGGGAAGAUAAGCAAGCACCUGCUGUUGGUUACAGGGAGUAAGUUGUUGACUCCCACUUUUGUCCAUUCCAUGACAGGUUUUUGAAUACGGGUUUCAGUUACAUAUUACAAAUUAUAUCAUGCUGCUAUACUUUAUUGUUUACUGUCUUUGCAGUCAUUCCUGCUAAGUUGCCAUCACAUUUAUUGUUGGCCUAAUGUGUCUUUUGAGCUUUUUUUCAUCAACUACAUGCUUCUUUGUACCUUUGAAGACAUACCUCGUCCACCUUACCAUGUGUGGCACUAAUAGGCGUCGUCUUAGAUUUAUCGAACAUGUCAAUUCUAUUAUAUCUUGUUGGAGAAUGUUUUUGUAUUGUUGAACAAUUAAGAAUAAAAGAUGGUGUUCUUACUUUUCACUUAA
This is a messenger RNA of Nerophis lumbriciformis (worm pipefish), 7628 nucleotides long. RefSeq names its product carbamoyl-phosphate synthetase 2, aspartate transcarbamylase, and dihydroorotase (gene cad). Gene Ontology annotation, molecular function: metal ion binding; aspartate carbamoyltransferase activity; ATP binding. Gene Ontology annotation, biological process: L-glutamine metabolic process; L-arginine biosynthetic process; 'de novo' pyrimidine nucleobase biosynthetic process. The record is from RefSeq and is a predicted model, not a curated record. Lineage: Eukaryota; Metazoa; Chordata; Actinopteri; Syngnathiformes; Syngnathidae. Gene Ontology annotation, cellular component: cytoplasm; carbamoyl-phosphate synthase complex.